AUGAGUCCAUACUGCGGCGAGAUGAUACACGGUGAAGCGGUCUGCCAGGACUGGAUUUCUAUAGAUCUGUGCGGCCAAGCAAAAGCAUCUAGGCGGCAGCUCUCGACAAGGUCAGGUCAGGAUGGCCCAACAAGUCGACCUCGCCAUCACGGGACGUGGUGCAGGAUUAUAUGA
Molecule: messenger RNA, 174 nt
Organism: Ustilaginoidea virens
Lineage: Eukaryota; Fungi; Ascomycota; Sordariomycetes; Hypocreales; Clavicipitaceae
Exons: 2
Coding region: 1-174 (57 amino acids)
Source: RefSeq, a predicted model, not a curated record